AUGGAAAAAGUUUUUGCGAAAAUGGCAGAAACAGCUGAAGUGAUGCCAAUAUUUUACAAAAGUGCUUUUCUAAGUUGCGUGGAAGACAAACGUCGAAGUAAAAUACUUGCGCAUAAUUGGAAGAAUGAAAAACUUUUGGGGAAUAAACCACAAACUAUCAAAACAGUUCGGGAUCACGCACAUUUACUGGCGGAUUUCUUGCAUAAUAUCAUUUCAAUGAUGUUUGAUAGCAAAGUUGAAAAAAAUCCUUUAGCUUUAGAACAAAUUGCUCGAACACAUUUACGGCUAGAACCAUUGGGGUUUCAGAGGACGUUGUGGAUUCAGUUUGGUGAAUCACUCGCGGAAGUUAUGUUUAGUGAAGAAUGUGUUAGGGCGUAUCCACACGCUCCUAGCGCCUGGUCAUUGUUAAGUAUUACAAUCAGUGAUCAUUUACACGCUCUCGCUAAAAGAUCUCGAUCAUUACAAAUAAUGCCGAUUUCACGUACACUUCCGAUAACUUUUGAUCAAAAACCAAAAAUGGUAAAUCAACAAAAGUUAGUGCCAUCAUCGUCAUCGCUUGAUGCAGUAAGCUCACAAGCAGAUAAAAGCUUUUCACGACAAUGCCGUGAUCAGAUAUCAUUGGACCCAAAUGUUAUCGAUUACUUUCGAACAGAUUCGAGUCAAAGUGAUUCAUAUAUACCAGAUCAAAAACUUCCAUCUUUGUUAGAAACGAUCACUUCUGUACAGCCACAAUUAUCGCAAGUUUUUUUUCCAUCAAAAUUUUCUAUUUCUACGCCAAUAUUUCCGAAUUCAACUGAUUCUUCAGUUGCAACUACACGUCACGAACUUGCAAGCAGUCUUGAUUCUGUCGUGAAUUCCUCACUCAUAAAAAACUGUGUACGAAUUACACGAGUUUGA
Messenger RNA from Thelazia callipaeda (thelaziosis nematode), 897 nucleotides. Lineage: Eukaryota; Metazoa; Nematoda; Chromadorea; Rhabditida; Thelaziidae. The record is from the annotation of a GenBank genome assembly.